UUCACAUGUCCGCUGCUCGAGCAAAUCAAGGAGCUGCACUAAAUCCAUCCGACGCAUAAACAAAGCAGUAAAAAUGAGUGGUCAAACAUGUUGGCCUCUCAUCCUCCUAGUUGUGAUUCUGCUGCCGGGUCAAGACAAUGCCGCUCGCAUCCUCGGAUUUUUCCCCGUGCCCAGCCGCAGCCACAUGAUCGUGUUCUCCGCCCUGACGAGGGCACUGGCCGAGCGGGGUCACGAACUGGUCGUGGUCAACAAUUACCCAUUGAAAGAUCCGCCUGCAAACUACACGGACGUCGACCUGUGGGACACCCUGAAGGGAAUUUACGACGACACGGUGAACGAGCACACGUACGCCCUGUCGAAUCUGCCCACGAUCACCCUCCCCAUGCUCUACUGGAUUGAAGGGGUGCAUUUCAUGGACUUGGUGUUGCACGACCCCAAAGUGAACCAAGUGAUAAACGACACGAGAGGUUUUGAUUUGGUCAUUGUUGAGGAUUUCCUCACAGACUCCUCAUUUGCUCUUGCGCAUCAUUUCCAGGCUCCGCUCGUCUUGAUAUCCUCGAUGGGUGGUUUCCACUGGACGAAUUACGCGGUUGGCAACGCGGCGCCGACGUCGUACGUGCCCAACACCAUGCUUUCGUACGGCUCGAAAAUGACCUUUUUCGAGCGCUUUGUCAACACGAUGUACCAAUGGUACUGGGACGUCGGCAGCACAUUCUACUUGAUGCGGUACCAAGAAAAAAUCAAACGCGAAAUCUUCCCUGACGCUCCGUCCAUCUACGAACUGCGCCGAAGCGCCAGUUUGGUGCUGCUGAACAACCACUUUUCCUUCAACUACCCGCGCCCUUUGGUGCCCAACCUGGUCGAGGUCGGCGGAAUGCACCUCAAGCCCCUCAACAGGCCGCUGCCGAUCGACAUCAAGGAGUGGUUGGACGGCGCCAAGCACGGUGUCAUUUACUUCUCCAUGGGCUCCAAUUUGAGGGGCACGUGGUUCCCCGAGAGACAGAGAAAGGCCUUCAUCGAGGCGUUCGCCGAGUUGCCGCAGAGGGUUUUAUGGAAAUGGGAAAGUGACUCCAUUCCCGACCAGUCCAAAAACGUCAAGGUCUACCCGUGGAUGCCUCAGCAAGAAAUUCUGGCUCAUCCAAACGUGAAAGUUUUCAUCACGCAUGGCGGUCUGCUCGGAGCUCAAGAGGCGAUGUACAACGCUGUGCCUCUAAUUAGCAUCCCUGUUGCCUGCGACCAGUAUUUGAACGCGAAAAGGGCAGAGCUGGGCGGCUACGGACUUCAACUUCAUUUGAGGAAUAUCACGAAAGAGAGCGUCAAGUGGGCUAUUAAAACUGCCCUGUUUGAUAAAAAAAUCAGGGCGGAGGCGAAGAGGAGGUCGGAAAUUUUCCACGAUCAGCCAGAAACUCCACUUGAGCGAGCCGUUUUCUGGGUUGAGUACGUCCUGCGGCACAAAGGGGCGCCCCACCUGCGUUCGGCAUCCCUCGGCCUGCACUGGAUGCAGGAGGCGUUGCUCGACGUUUACGCCGUCAUGGCUUUCAUGUCACUCGUUUUCAUGUACAUUUCAUACUUGUUAGUCAAAAGGGCGUUCAUCAAAACCAAAGCGAAAUUAAUCGACUUUGUACAAGUAGUCCACGAUUGA
This is a messenger RNA of Neocloeon triangulifer, 1642 nucleotides long. Its product is annotated as UDP-glycosyltransferase UGT5-like. The coding region runs from base 74 to 1642 and encodes 522 amino acids. The record is from RefSeq and is a predicted model, not a curated record. Lineage: Eukaryota; Metazoa; Arthropoda; Insecta; Ephemeroptera; Baetidae. The transcript is spliced from 6 exons. Gene Ontology annotation, molecular function: UDP-glycosyltransferase activity.